This is a messenger RNA of Epinephelus lanceolatus (giant grouper), 955 nucleotides long. RefSeq names its product mitochondrial ribosomal protein L18 (gene mrpl18). Lineage: Eukaryota; Metazoa; Chordata; Actinopteri; Perciformes; Serranidae. Gene Ontology annotation, biological process: translation. Gene Ontology annotation, cellular component: mitochondrion; ribosome. The record is from RefSeq and is a predicted model, not a curated record. Gene Ontology annotation, molecular function: structural constituent of ribosome; 5S rRNA binding.
AUGAGCACCAAGUGAACCGGAUGUUGUCUGAAUGUCAAAAAUGGCGCUGCACAUGUCACGGUGAAAACCUAUCAAAUAGCUAGAGUUGGUAUGUUUUCGUGUUUUUAAGGACUUAGCGUUGAUAGUAAUCGUUGACUGGACUUUGUAUUUAUGAGGUGAGCCCAGCUGAGGAGGAGGAGAUGGCUCUGAGCGACAUUAGCCGUAGUGUGCGGCUGUUGUUAGGUCAAAUCCAACGAUGUCGUCAAACUGUGGCCACAAACCAGACGGCUCGGUGUCUGAGUCAGCUCGCCUCUCCGCCGGAGGAGGAGCCCCGCGCGGACGAAAAUGAAGCCGUGAACCCGACCUUCGUGAACAGAAACCCCCGGAACCUGGAGCAGAUGGCUCUGGCUGUGAAGGACCGGGGCUGGAAGACGUCCUGGCCUCGCCGGGAGUUUUACCACAGGUUGGAGUUUUCUCGCAGCCAACAGUUUGUGACAGCACACGUGUUCUCCAGAAGCUCUCCUGACCCGGUGCUUUCGUGUUCCACCAGAGAGUGGGCACUGAGGAAGGAGCUGGCUUCCACAAAAUGCGUGGCAGCGUGUCAGGCUGUGGGCGAGGUGCUGGCACAGCGUUGUCAGCAGGCUGGGAUCACGAGGAUGGUGUACAGGGAGAUUCCCUGGACGUACCGCUCUGAAGCUGUUCAAGCCUUCAAGACAGCACUGAAAGAGGGAGGAGUCACCCUCAGUGAGCCCAGAAGGAAAUACAUCGGUACCUGAAUUUAUCACAUCUGUUUUGUUAAAAUGUCCUCUGUGCCCCUUACUCUCUGCUCUCUUGUGAAUUAUGACUGUACUGUUUAUUAAGAUGACCAGCAAUACAGUAAAUGACAAUAUAAACUGAAACAAAAUGAGUAUUCAAAGUAAGGCUGCUUGUCCCUGUGCUUUGUUGUGUCUUGAUAUUAAAAUGUUUCUGAACAGAA